Molecule: messenger RNA, 2421 nt
Organism: Drosophila innubila
Lineage: Eukaryota; Metazoa; Arthropoda; Insecta; Diptera; Drosophilidae
Gene: Mo25
Product: protein Mo25
Exons: 2
Coding region: 251-1270 (339 amino acids)
Biological process (GO): intracellular signal transduction
Molecular function (GO): protein serine/threonine kinase activator activity
Source: RefSeq, a predicted model, not a curated record
UUUUUUUCAUAAAGAAAAUAAGAAGAAGAGAAAGAGGAAAAAAGACGAAAUAAUAUAUAAUAAUAGAAUAUUAUUUAUACUGUGAUAUAUAGCCAAGCAUUGUUUUGUGUCUGCAAACAAGUAAAUUGAGCAAACGAAGCAACAGUAAUCGAGCAAGAGAACGAGAAAGAAACAAAGCCAAUUGCAAUACACAACAACAUCAGCAACAGCAAAGUCAGCAGCCAAAAGCAGAAGCAGCAUUCAUUUUACAAUGCCACUGUUUGGUAAAUCACAGAAGACGCCAGUCGAAUUGGUAAAGUCGCUAAAGGAGGCGAUAAACGCACUGGAGGCGGGCGACCGGAAGGUGGAGAAGGCCCAGGAGGAUGUCAGCAAAAAUCUGGUGUCAAUCAAGAACAUGCUGUAUGGUAGCAGCGAUGCGGAACCACCAGCGGAUUAUGUGGUUGCCCAGCUGUCGCAGGAGCUGUAUAACAGCAAUCUGCUGCUGCUGCUGAUACAGAAUCUGCAUCGCAUCGACUUUGAGGGUAAGAAGCAUGUGGCGCUCAUAUUUAACAAUGUGCUGCGACGACAGAUUGGCACACGAUCGCCCACAGUGGAAUACAUAUGCACGAAACCGGAAAUUCUGUUUACACUGAUGGCCGGCUACGAGGAUGCACAUCCGGAGAUCGCACUCAACUCGGGGACAAUGCUGCGCGAGUGUGCACGAUAUGAGGCGCUGGCCAAGAUCAUGCUGCAUUCGGAUGAGUUCUUCAAGUUCUUCCGUUACGUGGAAGUGUCCACCUUUGACAUCGCCUCGGAUGCCUUCUCCACCUUUAAGGAGCUGCUGACACGCCAUAAGCUGUUAUGUGCCGAAUUCCUGGACGCCAACUAUGACAAGUUCUUCUCGCAGCAUUACCAGCGACUGUUGAACUCGGAGAACUAUGUGACACGACGUCAGAGUCUGAAGCUGCUCGGGGAACUGCUGCUGGACAGGCACAACUUUACCGUAAUGACACGAUAUAUAUCAGAGCCGGAGAACCUAAAGCUGAUGAUGAACAUGCUGAAGGAGCGAUCACGCAACAUACAAUUCGAGGCGUUUCAUGUCUUCAAAGUGUUUGUAGCGAAUCCGAACAAACCGAAACCGAUCCUAGACAUCCUGCUGCGCAACCAAACGAAACUCGUCGACUUUCUCACCAGUUUCCAUACGGAUCGAUCCGAGGAUGAGCAGUUCAACGAUGAGAAGGCCUAUCUGAUCAAGCAGAUAAGGGAGCUGAAACCGCUGCCCGAGGCUUAGUGGGCAGCGGCAGCGGCGUCAACGUCGGCGACAGUGCUGGCAAUGUCGAGGGCGAUAACGAGAACGAUGACGAUAGCGAAAACGAAGACGAAAGCAGGAAAAUGGACAAAGGACAAUGGAUACAAUACAAUAAUAUGUGUUGGCAGGGAGUGGGUUAAACAAUUGCAGGACAUAAUAAUACACGUAUUUAAUAACAACAACAGACGAUGACAAUGAAGACGAUGACGACGACGAGGACAGGCACUUGUGAGUAACUAAACAAUAAUUUAGACAAAGCAAACAACAAAAUGAUAACGAUAAAUAACGAUAAUGCAAAAUACAUAAGUAGUAACAACAACAAGUACACAUAUUAUGAGUACACAUUUAUUAUAAUGUAUGUAUGGAAUAGCGUAAAGGAAUAAUUGCAGACGCAGAAUAUUUUGCGAAUUUAACUAUAUUAUAAUAACUAAACAAAAUGAAAACGAAAACAAAAUAUCAAAACUCACUCACACACACACACAUACACACACCUUUAUUUACUUAUUUCCCAAUUUCGAUGCAGCUUCGUCUAGUUCGCUUUUAAAAAUGUUCAAGAGUUCGACUUGUUGUUGUUGUUGUUGUGGUUCCAGAUCGAGAUCCUCGUUCGCUUAUAGACAGAGACAUAUAGACCUAUGUAUGUAUGUACGUACACCUUCCUGUUACUACUACUUUUCGUAAAAGGUUUUUUUGUUUAAAUUAAUUUCUUCUUUUGCCUAUUUAAAUAGUUGUUGUAAUGAAAUUUAGCGUUUUUGAAACGAAAAUCCCCAGGACAAUGAAGAUAAUAUGAGUUUUGACUUACAAUUUAGACAUUAAACAUUUCAAAUGUGCGCCGAAAUUAACAAUUACGGUAAAUUAUUAUUAUUAAAUAUAUAUUAUAUGUAUGAAAACAAUUGUAAUUGCACACAAAAUGUUCAUUCAAAAUACUGCAUAAUAAUUAUAUACAUAUAUAGUUAUAAUUGAGAAGAGAAAGCAUUCAACAAACACACUCCACCCACACAAACAUCCAUACGUACAUAGUUAAAAAACAAAAAGAAAAGGGAAGUAAAAACAACAACAUUACGAGCAGCAUAAUAAAAUAUCUGAUUAUUAUAAUUUAUAUUAUUCCCAAAAUUAAAGAUAACAGCCAAACAAAA